CUCCCUCACAUACAUACAGCCACAGGCUCUCGCUCUCUCGCACACACGCACUCAGAGGAGGGAGAGGGGGUCGCUUGCAGUGCUUUAUAGAUCCCUCCGCGUCUCUGCGAGUGUGUGUGUGACACCGACAACUCCUUGGGAAGUGAGUGGAAGGGAAGGAACUACUUUCAGGAAACUAGCUUGCCCUGGAGGCACUGAGAAGGGAGGCGCUGCAGGCCUCUCCAGCUGCUGGCGUGGGGGCGCCCGAGGGGAUUAUUUUCUCUGCCGCCCCCCUCUCUCCCCUGGUUAUUUGGAAUCAAGCUGUGGCGGCGGAAGGAGCCUGAAGUCAACGCUUCCGCCCAGUUUUCCUGCGAGGAGGAGGUGGGAGGAGAGCGCGGGGCUGCGGCUAAUGGAGUUGCUGCUGCUGGGGACGGAGCGCGGCUGCUGAACUUAUCGCCGGCUCCGGCUGGGGGCUUCUGCCUUCCGCCCCUCCGCGGGACGCCUGCUGGCUCCUUCCCCCCAUUCCCCCUCUCCUCACACAAACAGCCGUGACGCAUCCCGCCGCCCCAUCCCCCCCAGCUGCCUCACAGCGCCUCCCCGCUCCACCCCCAGCCCGCCCGGCUUCUUCCCUGCUCGGGGCUGUUGCUCGCUGCGGGAGGGGUGGGUGAUUUGCCCCCCGCCCCUUCCUCCCCUCUCGGAUCGCAGCCGCUGCUGUUCGGAGGAAUUUGUGCCGCGGCUGCCCAGGGGCGCGCUGCGAGGGGAGAGCCCGCUCGGCGAGGAGGAGGAGGAGGGCACUGAAGGUAGCUGCAUCGGGAGAUGAGCUGCAGCAGGAGGACGGCGGCGCGGAGUUCACUGCAGCUGGGAGCCUUCCUCUUCCACCAGCGCCAGCCUGUUCCCAUUAAAGACCAGAGGGGCUGCGGCUACCACCCUCGCUGAGGCAGGGGGCUGCGCUCCAGCGCCGGACAGCAAAGUCCCUGCGGCUCUCGGAUAAAAGACUUGCCCCUUGCCCCUCCAGCCUUGAUAGUGAUUCUCGUUGGGGAGGCAGAUCUGGGGGUUAACAAUGGUGAGGUUUCUGGUGAGUUCCUGCUGCGCCCUGGCUGCGUCGGUGCUGCUGCUGCUCCAUCUCGCUGUCGGAUCACGGUGAGGAAAAAAUGAGCGAAGAGACGGCGACUUCUAACAACGAUAAUAGUUAUGCAAGAGUGCGAGCUGUGGUGAUGACCCGGGAUGACUCAAGUGGUGGAUGGUUACCACUUGGAGGGGGUGGACUAAGCUGCGUUACGGUCUUCAAAGUCAUUCAUCAAGAAGAGAACAGCUGUGCUGAUUUUCUUAUCCACGGAGAACGACUCAGGGAUAAAACGGUGGUUUUGGAAUGUACGUUAAAGAAGGACCUCAUUUACAACAAAGUUACCCCAACUUUUCACCACUGGAAGAUUGAUGACAAGAAGUUUGGCCUUACAUUUCAGAGUCCUGCUGAUGCACGAGCAUUUGACAGAGGCAUCCGUAGAGCUGUAGAAGAUAUCUCUCAAGGUUGUCCACCAUUGCACAGUGAUGCUGAAGUGGCUGAAGAUGGCUUUCAAGCAAUUCAAGACGAUACUUCCAGUUCAUUAAAAGAUCACCGUUUCCAACAUGAAACCGUAGUAACCAGCGAACCGUAUAAAAGUCCAAAUAUAAGGCCCUCAACGUUUGAGGAAUUGAACUCUAGAAGAGCCUACUUUCCCAGCCAUCCCAACCAGGUCCCAUUGAAAUCAAUCAGACACGUCAGCUUUCAGGAUGAAGAGGAAAUUGUUAGAAUAAAUCCUCGUGAUAUUUUAAUACGUCGUUAUGCAGACUACAGACAUCCUGACAUGUGGAAAAAUGAUCUGGAGAGGGAUGAGGCGGACUCCAAUAUACAGUUUUCUAAGUCCGACAAUAAAAAAUCGGACUAUCUAUAUCCAUGUGUGGAUGGGACUAAGCUGAAUUCACUAAAAGACCCGAAGAGUUCUGUGGUAUUUAAAACACAGCCUUCCUCGUUAAAAUUUAAAAAGUCAAAAAGAAGGAAAGAAGAUGGUGAGCGUUCUCGCUGUAUAUACUGCCAGGAGAGAUUUAAUCAUGAAGAGAAUGGCAGGGGGAAAUGUCAGGAUGCUCCAGAUCCUAUUAAAAGAUGCAUAUACCAAGUUAGUUGCAUGCUUUGUGCAGAGAGCAUGCUAUAUCACUGCAUGUCAGACUCUGAAGGAGAUUUCUCUGACCCCUGCUCAUGUGACACUAGUGAUGACAAGUUCUGCUUACGAUGGUUAGCCCUGAUAGCUUUGUCAUUCAUUGCCCCAUGUAUGUGCUGCUACCUCCCCUUGAGAGCAUGCCAUCACUGUGGUGAGGUGUGUGGGUGCUGUGGAGGAAAGCAUAAAGCUGCUGGAUGAACAGUCUAGUGCCAAAUAGAGCUGAAAAUCUUUGUUUCCAGGAAGCAUCUAUCUUGGAUUUGUGGAAGCCUUUGGCAAGCAGAAGGAAAUCUUCUCGUGUAAGAGAAGCCUGAUGUGGAAGAAGCAGCAAGACUUGUCAGACCUUAGCAUUUUACAAAUGCUAGUAGCCAUGCCUAACUAUUUCCUUUCAGUGCAUGGUGUUUCGUUGCAAGUUACGAAGGAGUUUGGAAAAGGAAGCCUUUUCUUAUUAUUGGCUAUAAAAUGAGUAUAUAAACUACAGUUAUACUAAAAGGGAUUAACUUUUGCCAUUUUGUACAUUCAUGGUUUAGGUGAUGGGGCUCUUAAAAGAAUUACAAAUUAUUUGAGAGGAAAUUAAAAGUGCACUAAUGACAGUUGAUUUAAGACUAAGAAAAGUUAAUACUUGGCAAAUGAGAAAUGAAACUGAUUUAAGUGCAACUAAAUCACUUAUUAAUAGAUUUUUGGAAGCAACUUUAUAUAUAAAUAACAAAUGUUUAUAUUUAACUAAAUGUGUAAGGUACGAAUUAUUACAUAUUAAACUUUCCUUCCCCCUUCCAGUUAUAUAGUAGGUAUGAAUCAUAUCUACAAUCACAUUCCAUAAUAGUAUUUUAAAUAUUUAAUUAGUUUAUUUAGUAGCAUUUCUAUUCCAGAUGGACAAAUUGGUAUUUUCAGUCCUAUUUCCCGUCAGCUGCAGUUUGUAUUGAGUUGUAUCCAUGCAUUCUGGUAAUCUCAAAAAACCUUUAAAAUAUUAAUUAUUAUAGUCUUGAGUGACCAAUAUUUUUUUGUUAAGCACAGAUGUAAGUGUCUAAAAUGUUCUAAUAAGAACACAUUUAUUUUUCUAUAUAAAUUACUUUGGUUUCAACAAUUAUAGCAAAAGAAGUUGUUUUCUGUUACUCAACCAGCAAGUUGUUUUCUUUUGGGGUGUCUUCCAAAAAAUAUUUUAUCGCAUUUACAAAUGUUCAGCAAAGCAAAAGGUCCAAUAAGGCAGUUGUAAUGGUAUGUCAUCAGUGUUCUCAAUUUAUCCUUCUGUUAAACUAAGAUUAUAUGUUCAACUGUUUAUCAUGUACGAUGAUUAAACUGAAAGAUUAAUAAUUAACAAAAAUUGAAAUUGUUUUCAUUAUUUUGAAUUGUAGCAUCUUUUUAUUUAAACUGGCAAGAAUAAAAUUAUUCUGUGUUUAAAAAUAAAUUAACAACUUACAGCCCCUGAAAAAUUGGAGUAAACUUUUUUUGAGAGUGAGUGUGUGUGUGUGUGUGUGUGUGUGUCUGUCUGUGUCUGUGUGCACACACACAAAAUGUGUAUAAAAUUGGCCAUGGUAUUAUAUUACUAAGUGUUUAAUUUACAGAACAGUUGGUCAAGUAUUCUAACAGGUUAACUGUUAGAGAAUUUUUAAACAAGUUGUUAUGACUCUUAUUACAUGGUAUAACAAAAUACAUUCACUCAUAAUGUUUAAUUAAUGUCAUGUUAAAAUUCUAACAGAAGUAAAGACCUUCAUUCAUUUAGGAAGAUAUCCCAAUAGGGUUGGAGUGGGAAGGAAUCUCCUUUGUACACCUUUCCUAUAAAAAGUUGCAUAGUUGAUUUUUUUUUUUUUUUUUAAUAACCUUAAUUUUCUAUGCAUUUUUCCCAGUGUGGGUGUAUGUACCUUUUCUUUCUUACAUAUAUUAAAGCUUUUGUUAGUUCUCUUCUGUAGUCCAGGAAUCAAAUUCUGAACAAAUGUAUAUAACACUAUCUGUCUGUAAAAUACUUUUUUAAAGAAAACAUUUAUAUUUAUAUGACAGCUCAAAUUGACAGCAUUGUGUACAUAGAGCAUCUUGAAGUAUUAUUUCACAUUGAAAAGAAGACAAAUAUAUUGAUAACUGUAGAAGUUAUGAAAGAGCUUCUAGUUUUGUACUAAAAAUUGAUUGGAUAAACUAAAUCCAAGAAUAUGACACUGUAGCAGCAGUCUUAAGUAUCGUUUUUACUGUUUAUAUAUUUGAAAGCUGCUACUCUGGAUGAUUUUCAUGCUUUACGUGUUUUCAGAUAAACUUGGUUGCCUAGAAUAGACUGUUACUUAAACUAUUCAUUAGUGAAAUGGGAAUGUUUUCCUUGUGAAUAAAAAAUAUUUGUAAGUGCUAGGUUUUUAACCAGAUUGAGCGAGGUAUGAACAACCUAAGAAAAGAACUUGCUGGCUGUAUAGGAAAAUACUGUAGAAUUGUAUUGUGUAUAUACUUCAGGAAAAAAUGAGUUUAACAAUUUCCUCUGAGCACUAUUCAACAUAGUGCAACUCCUGGUCCUGUACUGUAUUUUAUAUGCAACAUAUAUGCUUUAAUAAUUUUACUGAAUGUGUGCAGUAAUAUUUUCAAUUUGCAUUUAACCACUUUGCUGCUAAAAUUUUGUCCCCAUCCUUUCCUUUACUCUUUUAAAAAAUUCAAUCCAUUUAAAAAAAAACAAACCUUAAUGCCAUUAUCAUCUUUUUUCACCAUGGGUCUUUCUAGCAGUUCACCCAAUUUAAGACUAAUUAAAAGAAUUACACUGACACAUGGGUUGGAAGUAGUAGAGCACAGAGAUGUAUGCACAGAGAUGUAUGCCUCUCUGUACUGUUUGGGUUCUUAUUCACUUUUGGAGGCACUUUCUGAGUAUCCAAAAAUAGACACUUUGCAAAACCAUUCAGAGACUGUUCCUUACAUCCCACCCCUUGUCUGUGGCACUGUUAAGUGACAUUUACCUUUCCUUCUGAAAUCUUUUCUCAAGUUUUUGAAAGUGAAGAGGGAAACUUAAUACAAUUUUUUUUUUCUGAAAAGUCGGAAGUCAAAUUUUAGUCAUGUGACUUUGUAACAGACCUCUGUGCUGCCAUAUGGGAGACCUAAGUUUUAAGAAACCGCCAUAGAAGAUUCACUUUCCUGGCAUGGUGAACUCUACAGUUAUGAAAAGAAAGCAUUUAGUCUCCUGGGGAAAGAGGUCAACUGUAGCACUUUGGCACCACCUACUGGAAAAACUAAAGGCAAGCGUGAUUACAUAGCCCAAUCAUGUAUUGUAGCUAUAUUCCCGUACAAAUUGCCAGCUAAAUACAACAGUACAUUGUUUGAGGUAUGAAUUUAGUAAAAACUAUCCUAAACUGGAAGUGGGAAUAAGAACCCUUACUCUGAUUCCUGAGAUCUUAUGCCUUUUAAAUGUUUCCAUUACAGCUGACUUUAAAAAUAAAAUAGUGUUUGCUAGAGUACAAAUUUGCAAAGUGGACCAUAGAUUAUAUGAGAUGGGCCUAAAAUAUAAAAUUGUGUCACUAAAAUCAAGAUAAUGGCUAAAAUCAUGACUGAAAAAAGUGUUCUACCAGUGGACAUCCAAGAAUAACUGGGUCGGGGUUUUUUUGCCUUUGUUUGGGAUUUUUACUAGUUACAAGAUGGUGGUACAAACACUUAUGUAGAUAGAGGAAUUUAAUUCUUUGGGUAAAUUUUUUUAAACAAGCACACCAUCAGCCCAACAGUUGUGAAGUGGGGUGCCUAUAAUCUUCUAAGCAAGAUUAAAACAAAAUACUGAGAAACCUCUGAUAAGUAAUUGUUUGUAGAACAGCACAGUAAAUGGUUGUAUAAAAUUCACAAGUGUCCAGAGCAAAGUAAGGGACGCUUAGUGCAUGAGUUAUGCUCUGGAUAAACUAUUUCAAAGAAUGCAUAGAUUUUUGCAUGUUGAAAUGUAGCACUCCCAUUUCUGAUUUGUUCUCUUUUGGAUGAUCUUUCCAUGUGUACUUAGAGGAUAAUGUUGAAAACCCCCAUGUAAAUAAUGCACAAUUUUUAAAUUGGAGUUUACAUUUUCACAGAAUUUACACCUGUAUGUGGACAGUACCGUGAUGCAUACGUAUUCAUUAAAGAAAUAAAAUAUCAAGAUAAGGAUUACCAGAGGGGGGGAGAAAGCCUUAUGGUACUGUUAGUCAGCAGCCAAGUGGUUAAAACUUCCAUAUGCUUUGGUGCACUGAUAAACGUAAGCAUUUUUUUCUUAAAGCUUCUUAAAUUGCAAAUGUUGUUGUUAGUUUUGAGAUUUCUAAAGCAUUACCUAGUGGAGAAACAGUUGUAUUUGAAGCUACAGUAUAAUCUGUACAUAGAUUUUCAUUUGUGAAGACUGCCUCUUCUUUUGCGUAGUGCCAUUUGCUUUCCACCUAACGACCUCAAAAAGUGCCUCACUUGUAUAUUAUUUCCAUUAAAAUCUUAACAGCUAUUUCUUUCUACUAAAUGAUGUAUGAUUUAGUUUAACUCAUGUCAUAGAUGUAUUUCUUCUAUGUAUAAGAAUAUAGCUUGUUACUUUUGAGUAUAUAAUGUAAAUAUGCAUAUAUAAGUUUGUAACUGUUUUGUUACAUCAUACACUUGUAAGUUGACAUCAGAUAAUAUCAUACAACAGUUUCAAUGUUUUUCUGCAAUUACCUGAUUAAAACUAUCAUGAAAUUAAACUGC
Trachemys scripta elegans is the source of this 6806-nucleotide messenger RNA. RefSeq names its product sprouty related EVH1 domain containing 1 (gene SPRED1). Gene Ontology annotation, biological process: negative regulation of MAPK cascade; multicellular organism development. Gene Ontology annotation, molecular function: protein kinase binding. The record is from RefSeq and is a predicted model, not a curated record. NCBI's taxonomy places the organism in Eukaryota, Metazoa, Chordata, Testudines, Emydidae. Gene Ontology annotation, cellular component: membrane. Bases 1131 to 2372 code for a protein of 413 amino acids. The transcript is spliced from 6 exons.